Molecule: messenger RNA, 315 nt
Organism: Psylliodes chrysocephalus
Lineage: Eukaryota; Metazoa; Arthropoda; Insecta; Coleoptera; Chrysomelidae
Source: the annotation of a GenBank genome assembly
AUGCAUAUAGUGUUUUGGCUGACAAGAGCUGUAAUAUCUGAGGCAAAGAACAACUUUCGAUCGGAGUACGUUUCUUCGAUGAAAAAAGAAAAUGAAAUACGAGAAGAGUUUUUGGGCUUCGUCGAAAUGAAGCAGAUGGUCGCUUUGUCGAUUGCCUUGAUGUUUAAAACUUUUUUUAAAGCUGUAAGGGAUGAUCUUUAUAAAAGCGUAGGUCAAAGAAAUGACGGUUGUUCGACAAUGGCCGAUAAAGGCCUACGCGAUUAUUUCCUAAAGGAGUUUAUUUUCACUGUGCAAGUCACAAACUUAUCUAAAUAA